This is a messenger RNA of Mastomys coucha (southern multimammate mouse), 1299 nucleotides long. RefSeq names its product biogenesis of ribosomes BRX1 (gene Brix1). The record is from RefSeq and is a predicted model, not a curated record. NCBI's taxonomy places the organism in Eukaryota, Metazoa, Chordata, Mammalia, Rodentia, Muridae. The coding region runs from base 74 to 1135 and encodes 353 amino acids. Gene Ontology annotation, molecular function: rRNA binding. Gene Ontology annotation, biological process: ribosomal large subunit assembly; rRNA processing. Gene Ontology annotation, cellular component: nucleolus. The transcript has 10 exons.
UACCAUAGAGAUCGGAAGGAGGAGCGAGCGACAGAACCGGACGUGCGGACCGCAACUAACGCGGCGAGGCAAGAUGGAGGCGACCAAGAGAAAGCGGCGUGGGGGACUGGAGGUUCAAGCAAAGAAGCCAAAAAGGAGCCGCAAAGAUGCCGGGCAGCCAGCUAAGCAGGCCGAUGUGGCAAAAGAGGCGGAGGAGGAAGACAGAGAUCGCAUUCCAGGUCCCGUUUGCAAGGGCAAAUGGAAGAAUAAGGAGCGGAUCCUCAUCUUUUCUUCCAGAGGAAUAAAUUUCAGAACAAGACACUUAAUGCAAGACUUGAGAAUGUUGAUGCCUCAUUCUAAAGCAGAUACUAAGAUGGAUCGUAAAGAUAAAUUAUUUGUGAUAAAUGAGGUCUGUGAAAUGAAAAAUUGCAACAAAUGCAUCUACUUUGAAGCAAAGAAAAAACAGGAUCUCUAUAUGUGGCUUUCAAAUUCACCUCAUGGGCCAUCUGCCAAAUUCUUGGUUCAAAAUAUUCAUACCCUGGCUGAACUAAAGAUGACUGGAAACUGUUUGAAAGGUUCGCGGCCCCUUUUGUCUUUUGACCCUGCUUUUGAUGACUUGCCACAUUACGCUUUGUUAAAAGAAUUCUUUAUUCAGAUCUUUAGUACACCACGGUACCAUCCCAAGAGUCAGCCGUUUGUGGACCACGUGUUUACGUUCACCAUUCUGGAUAACAGGAUAUGGUUUCGGAACUUUCAGAUUAUAGAAGAAGACGCUGCUCUAGUGGAAAUAGGACCUCGUUUUGUCUUAAAUCUCAUAAAGAUUUUUCAGGGAAGCUUUGGAGGACCAACCUUAUAUGAAAAUCCUCAUUACCAAUCUCCAAACAUGCAUCGGCGUAUCAUAAGGUCCAUCACAGCUGCAAAGUACAGAGAGAGACAGCAAGUCAAAGAUGUUCAGAAAUUGAGGAAGAAAGAACCAAAGACUAUUCUUCCACAUGAUCCCACUGCAGACGUGUUUAUGACACCAGCAGAGGACAAACCAAUAGAAAUACAGUGGGUGAAACCAGAGCCAAAAGUAGAUCUGAAAGCAAGAAAGAGACGGAUCUACAAAAGGCACCGGAAACUGCAACAGAAGAUGAGCAGAGGGAGUGCAAAAUGAAUCAGUGGAUAACUAUCUCUUUUAGUUACUGGAUAUUUAUUUUGUAUUCCGUGUGUAAAUACUUUUAGUAUACAGAACUAGGUAUGCCUAAUUAGGGUGCCAUUUAAAAAAUUAAAACCUUUAAGUCAGCAUUGGUCUUUUUCUAAAUAAAGCAUCUUAACUCA